CGUUUGGCGCUCUCUCUGUCUCUCUCCUCGCGCAGGUCCCUCCUCCUUUCCUCCUCCAAAAUAAAUAGCCCCUCCUUCUUCCCACAGUCGUGCUUCCAUCAACAAAUUAGACAGCUCCACGUUCACCUUGCUUUUGCUUCCGGGCAUCCCCUCUAUUCUCUCUGUCCUCUUUUCUUUUUAUUUAAUUUAAUUUCCCCGUCUUUUCUUCUCCCUUGAUUUAAAAAAAAUGGCUCUCAAGGCCGUCCACGUCUCUGACGUCCCGAAUCUCGAUCAGGUGCCGGAAAACGCCUCUCUGGCGCUCUACUCCUCCCGCUUCCCCAAAGGUGUGGAGAUGAAUCGGGGGGCACCGAGGAUACCCAAGUUUCUAGUGAUCGGACACAGAGGGAACGGAAUGAACGCGCUACAGUCGUCCGAUCGGAGAAUGAGAGCCAUUAAAGAGAACUCCAUCAUGUCCUUCAACGCCGCCGCCAGCUUCCCCAUCGAUUUCAUCGAAUUCGAUGUUCAGGUAACCAAAGAUGACUGCCCGGUCAUUUUUCACGAUGACUUCAUCUUCUCCGAAGAAAACGGUACUGUGUUUCAGAGGAGAAUUACCGAACUGUGUCUUUCGGAAUUCCUAAACUAUGGUCCGCAAAGAGAGCCAGGGAAGGAGGGAAAGUCGUUGUUAAGGAAAACCAAAGAUGGUAAAAUAGUAAGAUGGGAUGUCGAAAAUGAUGACCCCCACUGCACACUCCAAGAGGCCUUUGAGCAGGUCGAGCCUUCCCUCGGCUUCAACAUCGAGUUGAAAUUCGAUGAUUACAUUGUUUACCAGGAGGACUCUCUCUUCCGCGUCCUUCAGUCCGUCUUGCAAGUGGUGUUUGAGUAUGCCAGAGAUAGGCCGGUCAUUUUCUCAAGCUUCCAACCUGAUGCGGCCUUGUUGGUUAAAAAGUUGCAGAACACCUACCCUGUCUUUUUCUUGACAAAUGGUGGGAAUGAGCUUUACUAUGAUGUGCGAAGGAAUUCUUUGGAGGAGGCGAUAAAAGUAUGUUUGGAGGGUGGUUUGCAAGGUAUUGUGUCGGAGGUUAAAGGCGUUUUCAGAAAUCCCGGGGCACUAACCAAGAUCAAGGAGGCCAAGCUUUCACUCCUAACUUACGGCAAAUUGAACAACGUGCCGGAAGCAGUAUACAUGCAACACCUAAUGGGGAUCGAGGGAGUGAUAGUGGAUUUUGUGAAGGAGAUAACGGAGGCAGUGUCGGAUAUGAUUAAGCCAUCAGGGGGGGCGGAGGAAGACGGGAGCAUAAUGCAGGAGAAGUCAAAGCCGGAGUUCUCACAGAGGGAGCUUUCUUUUCUAUUGAAGUUGAUUCCGGAGUUGAUACAGCUUUGAGGUCGAUCUUUUGAAGAAUUUGUAUCUCCUUUGUAAAAUUAAAUUAGGGGGCAGAAGCAAUAUCUGCAUACUCAGGAAUCAGGUUGUGGAGGCUGUCGCAUCAUAGAUGCACUAUUGUUGUACAUAUAAUUUAGUCUUGAGGGUCACAACCCUAUACACGUAAGUUGUGCGCUCCUCCUUUAUGUAUCUCAGAGGUAACCAAGUUUUAUGUUGUUUUA
Molecule: messenger RNA, 1578 nt
Organism: Pyrus x bretschneideri (Chinese white pear)
Lineage: Eukaryota; Viridiplantae; Streptophyta; Magnoliopsida; Rosales; Rosaceae
Product: glycerophosphodiester phosphodiesterase GDPD1, chloroplastic
Exons: 7
Coding region: 227-1360 (377 amino acids)
Biological process (GO): glycerophospholipid catabolic process
Molecular function (GO): phosphoric diester hydrolase activity
Source: RefSeq, a predicted model, not a curated record